Molecule: messenger RNA, 1293 nt
Organism: Aspergillus ibericus CBS 121593
Lineage: Eukaryota; Fungi; Ascomycota; Eurotiomycetes; Eurotiales; Aspergillaceae
Product: glycosyl hydrolase, family 18
Exons: 4
Coding region: 1-1293 (430 amino acids)
Biological process (GO): chitin catabolic process; carbohydrate metabolic process
Cellular component (GO): extracellular region
Molecular function (GO): chitin binding; chitinase activity
Source: RefSeq, a predicted model, not a curated record
AUGUUCAAACCCAUCGCAUUGGGCCUGAUGGGCCUGCAGUGCGUCGCGGGUCUCCGCUUCGCCAUGUACAUCGACGAAUACCACACAACCGACCUCCCCGGGGCCGAUCAAACCGAGGGCAUCACGCACGCCAUCAUGGCAUUCGCCCCAUCGACACUCUUCAACUCCGACUCCCCCCAACCCUUCACUCCCUUCGAGCCCGUCUCCACCAUGCGUAACCGCUUCAGCCCCGACACCAAAGUCACCAUCGCCAUCGGCGGCUGGGGCGAUAGCUCUGGCUUCUCGGACGGCGCCAAAGACGAGACUUCGCGGACGCGGUACGCCAAAAACGUCGCCGCCAUGCUCGAUGCGAAUGGCUUUGAUGGCGUCGACAUCGACUGGGAAUACCCCGGCGGCAACGGCGCAGACUACAAACAAGUUCCGAACAGCGCCAAAGUCAGCGAAAUAACCACCUACCCACUCUUCCUCAGCGCGAUCCGCUCCGCCAUCGGGCCCAACAAAACCCUCUCCAUCGCCGUCCCCGGAAAACUCGAAGACAUGAUCGCCUUCACAUCCACCACAGGCCCCCAGAUCUGGCCCUCCAUCGACAUGGCCAACAUCAUGACGUACGAUCUCAUGAAUCGACGGAAUAAUCUCACCAUGCAUCAUACUUCUGUCGUGGACUCAUAUAAUACCAUCAAAGCAUACGCGGAUAUAGGACUCCCGGCCGAGAAAACGAAUCUGGGGAUGGCGUAUUACGCGAAGUGGUUCGAGACGGAUCCGGAGGCGGAUUGUAAGACGCAGCCGUUGGGAUGUCAGACGGUGGUGAUGGAGAAUGCGGAUGGGAGUGAUAAUGGGAAGAGUGGGAGUUUGACGUUUGAGAAGAGUGUGAUGAGUGAUCCCCCGGCGAAUCUGAAGACGAGUUAUGAUGGUACGUGUGGGUUUGAUAAGGGGACCAAGUGUCCGGCUGGUCAGUGUUGUAGUCAGUAUGGGAAUUGCGGCACAACCGACGACUUCUGCCAAGCGGGCUGCCUCUCCGACUACGGCACCUGCAAAGGCAUCUCGAUCAUCGAUUCCUGGCGCAGAGCACUAUCCUCCGGCACCUUGGACGACGACAAAGGCGGCCAGUACUAUUUCGACGACGAGGUGGAUGUGUUCUGGACGUGGGAUACCGCCGAUAUGAUUGACCGCAAGUUUACGGAUAUUGUGGAUGAGUUGGGGUUGGGGGGUGUCAUGGCGUGGAGUUUGGGGGAGGAUACCCUUGGUUGGGAGCAUUUGGGGGCGAUGCGGGAGGGGGUUAAUGAACGGUCAUAA